CCAUAACCCAACACAUUCAAUAGCCAUCCUAAACAUUGUCAAUAGAGCUAUUCAUUUGUUUACUUAGUAAGCACUAAAAAUACUAGCUACAAUGGCCGCUUCAACAAUGUCUCUCUCUUCUUCAACAUUGGUUGGGAAAGCCAUCAAACUUUCCCCAUCCACUCAGGACUUUGGAGUGGGAAGAAUCACAAUGAGAAAAACGACCCCAAAGAAAGUUUCUUCUGGUAGUCCAUGGUACGGUCCAGACCGUGUCAAGUAUUUGGGUCCAUUCUCGGGUGAAGCCCCAUCCUAUCUCACUGGUGAAUUUCCUGGUGACUAUGGUUGGGACACUGCUGGACUUUCAGCUGAUCCAGAGACCUUUUCCAAAAAUCGUGAACUCGAGGUCAUCCACAGUAGAUGGGCUAUGUUGGGUGCCUUGGGAUGUGUCUUCCCUGAGCUCUUGGCUCGCAAUGGUGUCAAAUUCGGCGAGGCUGUUUGGUUCAAGGCAGGAUCUCAAAUCUUCAGUGAAGGUGGACUUGACUACUUGGGUAACCCAAGCCUAGUCCAUGCACAAAGUAUCCUUGCUAUAUGGGCUGUCCAAGUUAUCUUAAUGGGUGCUGUUGAGGGUUACCGUAUUGCUGGUGGACCUCUUGGUGAGGUAGUCGACCCACUCUACCCAGGUGGAAGCUUUGACCCAUUAGGCCUUGCUGAUGAUCCAGAAGCCUUUGCAGAGUUGAAGGUAAAAGAGUUAAAGAAUGGUAGAUUAGCUAUGUUCUCAAUGUUUGGAUUCUUUGUUCAAGCUAUUGUAACCGGAAAAGGACCUAUAGAGAACCUUGCUGACCACCUUUCUGACCCAGUUAACAACAACGCAUGGGCUUAUGCCACAAACUUUGCCCCAGGAAAGUGAGUCAAAAUUUCUCCAAAACAAUGGGAAGUGACAAACUUGAUUAUCACAAUGUAAAUUUCUUUCAUGUUUGUACUAAUAUUAAGAGACUCAAAUAAAUGUGAAUGACCACAUGCACAUUAUUGAAA
Messenger RNA from Trifolium pratense (red clover), 1011 nucleotides. RefSeq names its product chlorophyll a-b binding protein of LHCII type 1-like. Gene Ontology annotation, biological process: response to light stimulus; photosynthesis, light harvesting in photosystem I. Gene Ontology annotation, cellular component: chloroplast envelope; chloroplast thylakoid membrane; plastoglobule. The coding region runs from base 92 to 886 and encodes 264 amino acids. The record is from RefSeq and is a predicted model, not a curated record. NCBI's taxonomy places the organism in Eukaryota, Viridiplantae, Streptophyta, Magnoliopsida, Fabales, Fabaceae. The transcript has a single exon.